AUGACUACGGCAGCCGGCAGCAGCUUCGGCACCACCUGCUGGUGGGGGUUCUCCCCCGCGCUCGACCUGCAGAGGGAAUGUCUGGAGAGCUCCAUGGCCCAUCUCUGCCUGUCACAGGACGACCUGCCCGAGCUCAAUAUCCUGCUGGUGGGCUCCGUCGACGGCCGGCACGUCCUCCGGACCAUGAGCCAAGCCCACCGCUGGCCACAGAGGAGGGUCAAUUUCUACCUCGUGGAGAAUAACCUCGAGGCGCUGGGCCGGCAGCUGCUUUUUCUCAGCCUCGCCCUGGAGUCUCCGGAGAAAAUGGGGCUGCAAGAGAAGAGCGAGAUGUUCCUGGAGCUGCUGGGAAACAGCUUGAUCCGCAGCCCGACAGCCGCCUACUUGCAGGAGAAAUCGGACCUGUUCGUCCGUUACGUCACCGACCCGGACUUCCAGCAGCGCCAUCUGGGGGCCGUGGACCUGUCGGCCCUGAAGUUCAAGGAGCGGGAUCAGCUGGAGAGCAUCUUCCGAUUCUGGCGGAACCCGGACCCGCAGGCCUUCCCGAUCGCCCGGCUUUGGGACCUGCGGGUCCGGCAGUACCUGGGCGCCCGUUACGACGCCCGCCGCGGCGUGUGCGACUGGGACCUCACCAUGAAGCUGCACGAACGUGGGGCCAGCGUGAUCGGCGGGCGGGAGUUCUCAAGGUGGCGGGACACGGGGGUGGCCUUCGAGCUGCGGGAGGGCGUCUACGACGUCCCCAACAAAACCUUGGCCUCCGGGAGGCUCCUGAGACACGUGAGCAGCGGGCUGGUGCCAGCCCGGGGGUACUGGGGUGACAUCGGCACGGGGCCGUACCUCCCCUUCGGGAUCGAGUCCGAGGAGCCGAGUCUGCUGAGAACCAUCAACGGGGUCCCUGCCAAGAGUGCCCAGGAGAUCUCCUUGUACAAUGUCACGGCCCUGUUCCACGAACUGGCAGCCCGGGCCCGCUACACCCCCCCGCCGCCCACCCCAGAGGGGGCCAGUGGGGCUGCCCCGGCCCAGGAGAGCCCCGCCCCGAAUCCAGAGCCGGACCUGCAGGAUCACAAGGCUGCCUGCCCCGGGCCCGUCCGGAUUCACUUCCUGCCGCUCGGCUGCAUAGCUCGGCUGCCCUCCAAGAGCCAGUACCACCAGCGCUUUCACCUGCUCUACUUCUCCUGCAGCAUGGUCCACACCCUGACCCCGGAGCUGCAGCUGGUAUCUGCCCCCAGGGCUACGUUGAUCACUGAGCUGACCAGCUUCCUGCCCGACUUGCGCAAGGAGCAGGCGGACGCCUUCCUCGCCCGGGUGACGGCCAUGGCCGCAGGGGCCGGCUUCGCGCCGUGCGGGACGCCCGAGGGACAGAACCAGGCCUGGGCCCGCUUCCAGCGCCGGGAGGAGGGGCCCGGCGACCCGCUUUGCCCCCUCCUGGCUCCCGAUGUCCCCCCAGAAGAUGGACGCCCCACACACGUGCCCCCUCCUGUCUGCCCAGGGCCCAGCUCUGUGAGUGGGGGUGUUCAUGAGGUUUGA
Messenger RNA from Emys orbicularis (European pond turtle), 1524 nucleotides. It is a transcript of the gene DNAAF3, whose product is annotated as dynein axonemal assembly factor 3. Lineage: Eukaryota; Metazoa; Chordata; Testudines; Emydidae. The coding region runs from base 1 to 1524 and encodes 507 amino acids. Gene Ontology annotation, biological process: motile cilium assembly; axonemal dynein complex assembly. The transcript has 11 exons. The record is from RefSeq and is a predicted model, not a curated record.